AAAUAGUGAAAGCAUCUCCGGGCCCCCCUUGUUGCUAGCCGCCUCACCCUCCACUACCCAACUGGAACAGCGUCUUCAGUGCCCGAGCUCUUUACCAUGGCAAACUCUGCUCCACCAUGGCAACAGUGUUUCUCUUCACACCUGCUGCUUCAGGUGAUCACAAGACCCCCCCGACCUGACCAACUGUCACUGCAGGCAGAGUCCAGGCUGUAGACCCUACAGAGUCAAUCAGAUCGGUUAUCAUGAAACUUGUUGCAGGUCUCGUGCUGAUGCUGGUAAAUGUGAAUCUGAGCCAGUCGUGUUUCGGAGCUGUAAACGUUUUAUUAUGCCAGGAGAUGCCAACAGUUUUCCCUCCCGGUAUAUCCAAUCUGGCCUUUUCUCUGAACGGCGUUGGGGAGAUAAACUCCACUGUGUUACGCAGUGAGAGCCUCACCUCUGUAACACACCUCCAGAUAGAGAAAUCAGGAAUCACAGGAAUCGCUGAAGGCGCCUUCAGUUCUUUCGAGAACCUCACAAAUCUCAAUUUGAACAAGAACUUGCUGACCGAGAUCAACCCAAAGUGGUUGGGUGGUCCUCAUAUUCUCAUAAACCUCAGCCUCGCAGAAAACCAGAUAGAAGCUCUGAAUGAGUCCAUGCUGCACGGUCUCGAUAGCCUCGUGAGGCUCAGUCUGAAUAAGAACAAGAUCAGAACCAUCCAUCAAAAUACGUUCAGCUCUAACUCCGUCCUGGCUGAGUUGGACCUGUCUGGGAACAGGAUGACUUGGGUGUCCCCUCAGGUCUUCCAGUCCCUCAGUUCCACCCGGGUCAGACUGGACGGGAACCCCUGGAACUGUUCCUGCGGGGCUGGAGACUUUGUGGACUUCCUGAAAGAUCUGCAGAACAGAUCUCUGCUGGACAGACAGAUGGACGUGACCUGUGAGAGUCCUCCGUCUCUGAGGGGUCAGCGAGUGUGGAACGUGUCUGUGUGUGUGAUGCCCCCCCCACCACCAACAGCGCCUGUAACUCCAACCUUCAAACCCUCUACCAUCCUCACAUCAGGCCACACAUCCACAUCUGCAAACGUUGUAACAAUAUCUCCAUCAGAGACACUAACCUCUCUACAACCCAAACCCACUGACGCACCCACAUUAAUGUCCUCACACACCGCAUCACAUCCACAACGACAUCCAUCAGAGACACAAACCUCCGUCCAACCUGAACCCACCACGGUCGCUUCAACUACUUUAAAGUCUGAUUCAUUUACAACUCGUGUGACAUCAGCUACAUCAGUGACAGAGUUCUCUCUCCAUCCUAAACCCUCUGAUCCCUCCACAAUGACCCCUACACCUACUUCUACACCUACACCCACUCGUACUUGCGUGACACCCCAACCAACAGCUACAAACAUGGUGUGCACACUCUUUGUUGUGAUAGUGGUCCUGGUGCUGCUCCUGUUUGCGCUGUGUUUCCUGAUAGUUCUGCACAGGAGGAAACGCAGCAACAAAAGCGUGAUGCCCAUCAGUCCAGAAGAAAACAGGGACGAGUUAAGAGAAGACAGCAGAUCUCCGUCUCCGGGACACUCUGAGAAAACAGAAAUCAGCCGGUGGGACUCAGAGACGGGAUGGAGGAGAUCCUUCACUGGAGUCAGAGCUAAGUCAGCAAAUGCUAUUCUCUUUGUGUCUCCUUCCUGUACUCCUGGGAAAGAUCAAGUGACUUUACAAACUGAGGCUCAGACAACUGACACAGAAAACCAAGCGGAAGUGAAGCCGAAGCAGGGAGAGCACACCGGAGUAGACGGAGAAAGUGAGACAGAAAAUCCCACAAAUGAAGCCAAUGCUGUUGUGGAUCUAGAUGAAACCCUGCACUGUGUGUCUACACACACUGACACUGCACCUUAUCUGAGCAUUGGUACAGUCCAGAAUAAACCAACUUCUGAGGACUUUAACAAACAGGACACUGAUGCAGGUCAAAGGUCACAGAGAGGAAGAGUGAUAGGGAGGAUCUCCACCUGGCCUCCAACUGCAAGUCAGUGGCAGGCAAGGUGUAAAAUGAAGGAGGAGGAGGGGUCUGAAGAGUUCACUGACUGGACACUGGCGUUUUCAGGUGAGGUGGUGAAAGGGUUAAAGAAAGAGCAGCAUCCCUUUGCUUCUGAUCAGGAUAAACAGGAAGAGGAAAUGGAGAAAAAUCAAGAUGAUCUCUUAGAAAUUAGCGUGGCUCACACGACAUCUCAGGCCUUACAACAAAACAAUGAGACCCUCUCUCUCAGUGAGGACCUUUCCCAUGCUGACAGGCUAGAAGGGCAGCUGAAGCAGGAGGAGGGGAUCCAGGAUCUUGCAAACCUGACUCAAAAUCUGAAUCGGGCUCCAAACCAAGAUCAGACAUCUGCACGAAAUGCUGAAAGCAAGAGCCGCAAGACGAGGAGCGAAGCGAGCAGGCAGAGGGUGACGAAGGCUCCCUUCGGUGGAGCCUCGCCCGAUGAUGAGACUCUGCUGUCGGGCAACCAGUACGCCUUCAUGGACCUCCUGCACGAGGUGUCCCAGAACCACGGCCGCACCACCAGAGACCGGUGGAGGCAGAUCCACGUCACCAAGCAGCGGCAGAGGGGCCGAGGGGCCGAGGAUGAACACAUACCUGACAUCAAAUAGCGUCGAUUCAUUGUCACUCUUAUAAUGACUAUUUCACCUCAAGCAGUUAAACAUGAUUUUUGUCAGCAAUUGAAGGUAUCAUUUUAUAUUAGGGAUAAAUAAUCAUUUGCUUUUUUUUGGCGAGAAGAUGAAUAGAUAAAUACAACUCUGUCUAAUUAAGGGAUUUUGUUUUUCGCCCCCUCAAAUUUGUAGAUUUCUUGUAUUAUCUGCUAUAUAUCAUAUUUAACUGAAUAUUUUGGGGUUUUAGACUGACAAGACAACAUUUAAAGACCUAGGCAUUUGAGAAACUGGUAUGGAAUUAUAUUACUGUUUCACAUUUUAGUUGAAAAGACAAAAAAAUAAAUGACGGUUAAAACCUACAGGCGUGAGAUAUACUGACUGUCAGGUUGGGUGUAGUUCCAAGAAAUCCCACACUUUCCCUAAUUUAACAGAGCCUUUAACAUUAGGAACCCCAACACAUGUUUAUAUAUUUUAAACACAUUAACAUUACCUGCUAGUGUAGUUUCAAUGUAAUCAUUGUUCAUCAUUCAAUCACUGCUUUAGACCCUCAAAAUGUGUACAUUUCUUGUUUUACAUCAUAUUUAACUGAAUAUGUUUGUGUUUUUUAACUGACAAAACCACACAUUUAAAUAAAUCACCUCAGCCUUUGAGAAAUUGGCAUGAAAUGAUUUUACGGUUACACAUUUAAGUUUAAAAAAGUCAAAUGAUUUACUUCACCUGCUUCUGUAGUUUGAAUGUAACUAUUGUAACACUUUAUUCUCAGAUAGUCUUAUUAUAUAAUACUUAUUCUGUUUUAAUAUCACCGAUACAAUUAAACUACAAAUCAUUUACAUGUGAUUGUACUCAUAUUCACCAUUCAAGUUCAAUUUAUGGCCAAAUAAAAACAACUUUCCAUUCCUCGUAUCUGGCUGCAUGCAGCGUUUAUUUGUUCAUAUUUUAUACGUCGAGAAGAACACUUGCUUCCCAUAAGAAAUAGUACAAAAUGGAUCAACCCCUUUUUGACGACGACUUGAGAACAUACAGUUGGAGGUAAACAUAAUACGUAGGCUUCUUGAUAACACCUGGACACAACAUGCAUGUUCCAUUCAUAUAAAUACACAGUAUCAAAUAAUGGCUCCAACUUGCAAGCAGUUGACUGGAUUAUGGGGUUCCUAGUCUUGGGACGUGUCUCUAAAUAUACAAAAUGUAUCGUUCUUGGCAAGCUUGUAUAUCAAAACAUGCUGUUGAGUGUUUGCAUGCCCCCUCGUGGUAUUUUUAAGUAGGAGUGUAGAGAUUUUUCAGGCGUGAGGAGAGAGGAAGACGUUAAUGGAUGGAUCAGCUGUAUCUUCCAUCGUGGACGCUCACACUCCUCCGCUCUCCUGCUCUGUAAACUGACACUGCUGACACAUAUCAGCAGUACAUUUCAAAUGGGGCAAAACACAUACAGGUCAACAUAAAAAAAAAGCAGAUUGCUCAAAAGCAACACAAAACAAAUCCAUCUGAGAUUACUUCACUUCUUUAACAUAUAAAUAAGAAUGGCACUCAACCAAAUACGCUUUUUCAAACAUCUGCAAAGAUGAAUCGCACCACAGGAAUGCUUGAAUACUCCACUGUGUCGUACAGAUUCAGAUUAAAGGGUCAUGCUGUUCUGCUCUUCACGUCCCCAGAGAGCUUAGUGCAAAAAUACUUAAAGUCCUCUCUCACUUCGAUCACACGGAAGAGACCGAAACAAAACGGCAAAAACAAUGGAUAUAUAAGGUUACUAUUUACAGAGAACCAAACA
Molecule: messenger RNA, 4386 nt
Organism: Notothenia coriiceps (black rockcod)
Lineage: Eukaryota; Metazoa; Chordata; Actinopteri; Perciformes; Nototheniidae
Exons: 9
Coding region: 243-2624 (793 amino acids)
Biological process (GO): signal transduction
Cellular component (GO): plasma membrane
Molecular function (GO): signaling receptor activity; protein binding
Source: RefSeq, a predicted model, not a curated record